This is a messenger RNA of Pseudovirgaria hyperparasitica, 1708 nucleotides long. RefSeq lists its product as uncharacterized. The coding region runs from base 172 to 1608 and encodes 478 amino acids. Lineage: Eukaryota; Fungi; Ascomycota; Dothideomycetes; Acrospermales; Acrospermaceae. The transcript has a single exon. The record is from RefSeq and is a predicted model, not a curated record.
UCCUUUCGUUCCCUCUGCUCCAUCUCAGCCUGAGGCACCCAACGCCCCCCGGGCCCCCGCACCACUCCAGGCUCCACCUUAAUUAAUAGUUGUUAGUAUACACCUAAGCUACCACUUCCACCCAUUCAUUCUAUACCAACUCUUGACCUCACUCCUACCCUCUCAAGCAUCAUGACCACAAGCACAAAGCGGAAGCGCCCAGCACUGUCGGUAGAGAAAGAGGACAGUCCCCCCGAAUCUGCAAAGCGACCUUGUCUCUCGCCCACUCCCAUCUGCGGCCAACUCACCGAGCAGAAUAAACGGCUGCUGGAUCGCAUGUCGGCGCGUUCUGAGGGCAGUGGUAGUAGUAGUAGUAGUAGUAGUCGUAGAGAGACCGAGUCUGCUACUAUCGACUCCACAUCCAUAUCGACAUCCACCUCCACCUCCACAUACCGCUACCUAUCUCUUAGGGACUGUCAAAUUCGACUUCACCAAUCUCCUCCUGAUCGUGUGAGAGAGGCCGUCAAUGCAAUCAUACACCAAGCACUACCAGAGCAUCGGAAACAUAUCGUGUCGCGAGUCGCCGGCGCAUUCACGGCCAAGUGCACCACUCUAUCGCGUUCGUCGGUACGAGAGGCUGACUUCGUGAGUCCUUUGGCGAUUGCUAUCGAGGACCUGAAACCCGACUCCAUCUGUACGCGUCAGAAUGCAGACUGGCCGGAAGACCUGAAGCCUACAUCGUCAACCUUUGACUUCUUUCCACUCGAUGCUAUCACGACGGAGGAUAUUGUAGACUCGCUCUCGAAACGACAACGCAUCGAUUCUUCUGCAGAAGGACAAUACGCAACGCCCACAGACUCUCCUCUCAAAACCCCACGACCAGACAUAUCCAUAGGCCUGCAAAGAGAGGCCGUGCAACACUCCCUCGUCGGUCAAGGCGUGAGCACGCUCAAGGCCGAGAGCUUUCUCACCGUGCUGCAAAUGAAGCCAAAGAUCCCAAAGAGACCCGACACCUGCAAAGGCAAGCCCAUUCUAGCCUGUGCACUCACAGACACCUCCGAUCUCGUCUUCCCCUUUGCCGUCGUCGAGGGCAAGGCCUACACCACAGGGUCCCACAUCGCCGACGCCGAGAACCAGGCUGCCGUUGCUGGUGCCUGUGCGCUGAAUCUUCAAGUCCGGCUGGAGGAACUGGCUGCGCGACGUACGAGUACAGCGUCCUCUUCCUCUUCGGGGCAAAGUGGUGAAGCUACCACCACCACCACCACCACCACCACCACCACCACCACCACCACCACAUCCCCUUCCGCCUCUCUCGCUGCUCCUCAACCCCCUCCAACCCCCUUAUUCUUCUCCAUCUGUACCGAGGGCCCACUACACGAGCUCUGGGCACACUGGUCACUGGUCGAAGACGAGUGCAGAACAUACAACAUGUGGCUGCUUGAUGUCGUUAGCGCGACACAGCCCGAGCGGACAGAGCAUUUCCUGUCUCUGCUGCACAACGUUCUUCAAUGGGGCGGAGGCCGUUUCAUGGACGACAUUAAGAAAAAGCUGGCGCGAGUCAUGUCGCAGUUUAUGGAGCGACGACCAGCGCCGCCGGUCGACUACUCGGUGACGAAGACUCUUGCAUAACUAUAACUGAAUAUAUCCAUGGAAUUCUUGUUAUUUUUUUUUGUUUUUCAAUAUUUCUUUUUUUCGGAUUUUCUUUUUUUUUUGGGGGGGGGGGGAAUUC